Neocloeon triangulifer is the source of this 1635-nucleotide messenger RNA. RefSeq lists its product as uncharacterized. The transcript has 3 exons. NCBI's taxonomy places the organism in Eukaryota, Metazoa, Arthropoda, Insecta, Ephemeroptera, Baetidae. The coding region runs from base 251 to 772 and encodes 173 amino acids. The record is from RefSeq and is a predicted model, not a curated record.
AGAUACACCGCGCGAGUUAAUUGGCACAGAGACGCACACUACGAGGUCGCUGCAGCAGAGCCUUCCCUCUCUGCCUGCGCCGCGGCGUGCGUUCCGACAGUACCAGCGCGCCUCCCGUCGUGGGCACAAGUGAUUCGGCGAACGAGCAGGCGUGUUUGGUACGCGGUGCCUCUUUCAAGUCGAGUGUCGUCUUUGGAGAAACCUGUUGCUCUUACUUGGUUGUUCCCUAUUUGUCUCUGACAGCAGAAAAAUGACAGAGGAUUGUGAGACGGGCGAACAAUGCCUCGACCAUGAAACGGGCGAGCACUGCGCUGCCUUCACGUCUAAUCAGGUGCUAGUGGCGACGGACGCGGAGACGGGGGAGCGCGAGUGGCGGAACGCUUCGCGGGCGGCGCCGUCGUCGGGCUGCGGGACGCACACGUUCCACGUACCGCGCUCGCUGCUGGCCGAGGAGGACGCGGCGCCGUUGGAGGACGGCCGGUACCGGGCGUACUUAGCGUGCGUCGGCGUCGCACUGAUUGUCUUUCCCUCUGUCACAGUGGCCGCGUGCUUCUUGAGCGAGGUGCUGCUGCACUGCUGGCACCACCGGCUGGUGCGCAAGGGUGCUCGACGCCGCCACCUGCCCUGUCUUCUGCAGCCCAUGCAGCAGCUCGUAAGUGCGUUCUGUGCAGACUGCCAAGCUGACCGCUUCUACCGCACCGUCGACCAGAAGCGCAGGAACCGCAAGUUGAACAAGAACGCCCAAGUGCUGCUCACCGGCUCCGUCUCUUGAGCUCCAGCCUCCGCGGUGACCAAUUCGGUGCAUUUUAUUGAAAAAUAAAUUAAUAAAUGCAAGAGGGAAAUUAUAUCUCCUUCAUAGGAGGUCAAUCGAAAGCGACCCUCUGGCUCUCUGGUCUUUCAGAGUUUUCGAGCGCGGUUGGUUUUGUACAUUUUUCUUUUCUUCAAUACUCAUUUCGAUGAGUUCAGAGAUGCAUUUUGUUUGUACAGUCUGUGUUUCUGUGCUGUUCUUAAGGUUCCUCCAGGUGCAAGCCCUCUCCUUCUGUGGUGGCGUGCUUAACUUAAUAUUUCAAUUAAAUGUUGUAUUGGUUAAGAAAAUUUAUUGUGCUUUAUAGUUGCAUUGUUUGAGAUCUGAUCACGUUCGUGCCAAAAUGUAGAAAUGUAAUGUUGCUAUUUUUGUAAAUUUUGCAGCACAAAAUCUUGUUUCUUCAGACUGAUAACAAGGGUAUGAAAUCUGUUGACCCAAAAUAAAAAGUUUUUGAUAAACCCAAAAACCUCUUUCUUGAUUGAUGCCAAACUUGCUUGAGCUUAUAAAGAGAGAAAUAUUUUCAAAGGAAUGUUGUUUUAUUUAAUUUUUAGUAAAUCUGCUUAACACCAUAAGAAUAAAAUUUUCUCUAGUUGAAAAUUUAAAAAUACAGUUUUAAUAUAAGAAAAUGUAGUUUUAUAAAUAUUUCUUUCUAAAAUUUUAAUUCAGUUGAUACUUACAUUGCUAACUCUCCUAUCAUUCCAAGAUAUUUGAGAAUUUCCUAAAAUGACAACAGUUUUAUUGUGUGGCGUGCAUUCACAACAUUAGCGAUUAUGUAAAUUAUUUUUUAUCAAUUGAAAUUUUUUCCGUGUGUAGAUUUUUAACAAACAAAU